UUGUAGAAAACAACAGAAUUGAACGAAAAAUUCUUUUGAAAAUAAACAAAAGAAAAGGAACACGCACACAAACAAAGAGUACUUGAAACAAAUUCAUAUUUAUUCCUAUAGCUUUAAAAGCCAACAAAACAGCAACUAGAAAUAUUGAAGACAGCUGCAGAAUGGUAAUAACAGUUGUGAAUUAUGGGCAAAGUUAAUUAAAAUACACAAAAAUAUAAAUUUGGCAUUACGAGCUCAACAAGACGAAGACGAAGAAGAAGCUGAAACUGAAAAUACAAGGCAUAAAUCAAUUGUUAAUAACAGCAACAACAAGGGCAACAUGUAGAAUGAGAGAUUCAAAAAAUUGCAAUGUCAAUGCCUAUAUUUACAUGGCCGAAUGAAAAAUGGCCAUAUUGAAGGGCGAACCACAACAACAAAAGCAGUAACAACUCAAAAUGGCUGACAACAAGGACAACAACUCCUGCAACAACAUGAAAAUGACUUAAAGCGGCUUAUAAAAACAUAACUGAAAACGCAUCAAGCAAAAGCCAAAAACAAACAACCAACCAAACCAAACAACUAGCCCAAAACUAUAAAGCGAGUGAGGCAAAUCAGCCCCGAAAGGACAACUUGGCGUAUGCGUGAUUAAUUGCACUUUAAAUACAAAUAAAAAUAUAUAGAAAACAGUCGGACACAGAGAGAGAGAGAAAAAGCUGUCAAAAUGUUGCCAACAAAUGUGAUGACAUUCAUGAAAAAGAUGGUGGCCACCGAUGAGCAGACGAGCGAGAGGCAACAGCAUGCAACGGACUCCGGCGGCGGGGCCUCGAACACGGGUGCCUUGAACAAAAUGAAGGCAACGUUGUCCUCAUCACUGUUAACCGUUACAGACAAAGUCAAUAAAAUGUCGCCACGCCCUUCAUUGGUGCCCACGGAUGCAGAUACCAGCGGCAGCUAUGGCUCGCCCAGCUAUCAGCAGCAGCAGCAACAGCAGCAGCAGGAGUCCGGCGGCAAUGUGAACAACAAUAACAACAAUACAGGGGCAACAGGAGCUGGCGGGGCUGGGGCCAAACAACAAGAGCCAGGUCGUCGGGCUGGGGCUUGUAGGGUGUGCCUAAAGUCCUUCAAGCCCGAUGACUACCACAAGACGUGCUUCGAGUGCCAGCAGCGAGUAUGCGAGGAUUGCGCCAGCUACAGUAAACUGGAUGAGCACGAGGAUGCGACCAUGUGGCGGUGCAGCGUCUGCCGGCGCAAAAUGGCCUCACGGGUGUGCAUACCACAGGACUCUACCGACAGCAUGCUAGAUGUACCCGUAUUGGAGGCCCUACAACGUCGUCACUCGGAUGCUAAAUUGGGUAGCAGCACUCAGACCUUGGCACCCAGCAAUGGAGCCGCCUUGGCUCCGCCUCGAAGUCCAGAAUUGAGACGACAUUCUGAUGUAUCGCCAGCAUCGCUCAAGGAGCUCGAACGGCAGCUAAAAGGCAACAAGACUCCAGGCGGUGAUGGCGAUUGGCGCGGAGGUGGCCGCAGCAUGGCGCCCAGUCGUUCCAAUAGUCCACCACGCGGUGGUGAAUUGGAGCCCGCAUUCGGCGCGCCUCUAUCACGCAUGCAAUCGCGACGCGGCUCGCGGGUGGCCCGUCAGCACAGCUACGAUGAUGAUAUGAAAACAGGCCCAGUGGGUGGCAGCAUGCCAGGCGGUGGCCCGGCCGCAGAUGGUCCAGGCUUGGGAAUACCAGCUAUGCCGCGUCGUAAAUCUGCUUACGAUGUCUUUGCGCCUGGCUUGAUGCAGGGUGUCGUUCCUGGUGCUGGGGCUGGAGCAACGCCAGCUUCUCAGUUACAGCGCUCACCGGGCGAGGGCGGAGGCGGGGGCAUAAUGCCACCAAUGCAAUUGCCUGGCUCACGGCGACCAUCGUUUCGGGUGCCGCAUGCCUCGGAGGACCUGCAGAAUGAUGAUUCACCCGGUUCACCGGACAAAGGAAGUCCUGUGCUCACAGUAGAUGAUGAUCGACGUAUGCGGCGUCGAGGCUCGCAAUUACCCGACAUUGCUAUGUUACAGAAUCGUGGAGCUUUGCCAACAGCACCGCCCGCAUCGAUUCCACCGCCCAUGGCCUCGUUUACGGGACCCAAUCUAGAGGAUUUGGAGGCACCGCGCAGGCAGACCUCAAUGGAUGGUGAAGCCAUACGAAUUGUAAUACAUGAUGUCGAUUCCGGGCCGAUUUGUGCAUCAAAGCGUCGUAUUAUCCUUCGUCGGGAUCCUACAGACAAGGCGCAUCGCACACGUGGCUUUGGCAUGCGAGUGGUGGGCGGCAAAACCGGCGCCGAUGGCCGUCUGUUUGCCUACAUCGUUUGGACAGUGCCCGGCGGGGCAGCUGAGAAAAAUGGUCUGCAGCAGGGUGACAAGAUACUCGAAUGGAAUGGCAUGUCCCUAAUUGAUCGCAGUUUCGAAGAGGUCUGCUCCAUAAUGGAUCGAACUGGAGAUAUUGUCGAGCUGCUGGUUGAGCAUGCCACCGAUUUUCGUAUGUGCGAUCUGUUUGAUGAGAAUCUACCGCCAGGCAAUAGUGGCGGUCAGAGUGGUCCACGACGUUCGGGUGAUGGUCCAGUGGGCCUAGGACUAAUAGCGGAACCCGAAACCACAACAGACAAAUCACCAGCAUCGCCAACUAGACGGAAAUUACCAAAAACUCCGGAGCAAAUUGCCCGCGAGAAACUGGUCAGCGGACGUGUCCAAAUCCAGGUUUGGUAUCAUGCCGAACGAAAUGAAUUGGUCGUCUCUCUAAUGGCCGCCGAUGAUCUGGCAUUACGCGAUGAGGCCUACGGUCAUGGCAAUUUACCGGAGGCCUAUGCCAAAGUUCGAAUUCUACCCAAAUGCGGGGAUGGCAGCGUUCAGCAAACGGAAGUCAGCCGACCCACACAGAAUCCCAUUUGGAAUGCCACACUGACAUUUGCCCACGUGAAAGCGGACAGCCUGAUGGAUCGCUAUAUAGACAUUCAGCUGUGGGAUUUGGUGCCGCACACCGAAUCCAUUUUCCUCGGCGAGUGCAACAUUGAGCUGCAGCAGGCCUUUCUCGACGACCAGGCCAUAUGGUGUCGCCUGGAGGAUCCCAAGGGAUUGCGUGGCAUAAGUAUUAGCAAGUCGCCCAGUGUAUCGCCACGUGGAUCGAUUGCCACCGGUGCCGGUGCCCCGUGUGGCGAUGUCACCCGAUUGCUGCGACGCGAUUAUAAUAUGCAGCGUUCCAUCUCAGAUGAUGUGGACUCGAUUGGCGAUGGGGCGACAUUACUGCAUCCGGAUCAUGCCUGGAUAGCGGGAUCGCGACGCGGUUCAUCGCAAUCGGAGACCAUGGAGGUAGAGGUCUAUCAGCUGGGUAAGGACUUCUCGCGCUCAUUGCCGGGCUCGCGUCGCUCCAGUUUUCAGGAUGCCGAACAGAAACGGCUCGAGGAGGAUGCCAUGGCCACGCCACCCACAUCAUAUCUUGUGGGCCGGCGUCGCUCAUCGGUGGCACGACGCGAUCCGGAUGAGAUCUUGAAAUCCUUAAAAGCUGUACGUGGCGAACUGGGCAGGACCAUGAGUUUGGGCCAAGAGCAACAGCAUAAACGCAUGGGAUCACGACGUGCCAGUCGUGUUGGCCUGCCCAGUGGACCGAACAGCCGCAAGAGUUCCAUACUGGAUCUCUCGCAGCAGCAACAACAGCAAUUGCAGCAACUGCAACAAUUGCAACAGCAACAACACUUGCAACAGCAUCAGCACUUGCAGCUGCAGCAACAACAACAACAUCUGCCCAUGGGCAUUGGCAACACAGAGACCAGUCCACCGUCCGAUGAUGAGGAUAAACGCUUUCGCCCCCGCUGGAAGGGCUCUGGCACCCAGUUACCUCCUCAGAGUCCCAAACAGGCCUUGUCGCGUCUCAAACAGGCAGCGUCUGUAUCGAACGUCACCCAGGAGCGACAAAGUCAGCUGCUGGGAUCCAAUUUGGGUAGUGAAACUAACCCACAAUCGUCCACAUUGCGUAAGAGCAGCAUGAUCAAUCUGCGAGCCGGCCAAGAAAUGCUUACGGCUGGCCAACUUCAACAGCGUAAGGGCAGCAUGUUCCAAUUGGGUGAAUCUCAGUUGCAGUCGCAGUCGCAAUCGCAAACGCAAUCACUGCAGCGUAAGGGUAGCAUGUAUGUAGGCAGCGAUUCGCCCACCGCAAUGGGCACACCCACUCGCAAAGGCAGUGUCUAUCAGCGUAUCAGCACGGAUCAAUGCGGCGACAGUCCGCAACGCAAACAGAGCGUGGUGAAAACACUAAGCGGCAGCUAUGUCAAUGUAUCGGCCAUCACGGGAAGUGAGUCCAGCUAUGGCCUGAAAUUGGGUCCAUCGCAAAUCCAUCCCAAGGGCUAUCGCUUGACCAUGGCGCGAUAUGGUGAAUUGAAAAUGGGAUUCGUUAAAAUCAAAGGCAACGUGGAAGUGGAGUUGAUUUGCGCCCGAAAUAUUGUGAACGAGGACUGCGAGACGCCUCCGGAUACGUAUGUGAAAUGCUACAUCAAGGAUGGCGAACGAUUGAGGCAUAAGAAAAAGACACGGGUUGUACGGCAUUCGGCGGAGCCCUUCUACAAGCAGACCAUCAAGUAUCAGAGUGCCGACGUCUUUGGGCGCAAUAUUGUCAUAAUGGUUUGGCAACGUUGUGUCGGCUUCGAGCAUAACCAGGGACUGGGCGGCACCGAAGUGAAUCUGGACAAGGUGAAUAUAGGGCAGCAUAUUAGUGGCUGGUAUCCAUUGUUUCCCAUGCACAGCUAUGGCGGCUCCGAUUCUGAUAAUUCUCCUUGACCGAAUUAUUUUGGCCAGCAGACAGCAGUGAGUCGCAUACAGACAACAAAAACAAUAACAAUUCAAUUGAAAUGCAUAACACCAAAUUUAAAACAUAUGCUAAACAAUAUACUAAAAGUUAAAGCUCAAUUUGUUAGUAACUAAGCGUUCCCUCCAAACCCAAAAAGUAAACAAAAACCAACAAAAAGCAACAAAAGACAAACCAAACACACAAAAAUUCAAAUUCGUUGUUAAAUCUAAUCAGAUAAUGUGCAGUUAAUGCAACUAUAUAAUUCC
Molecule: messenger RNA, 5056 nt
Organism: Drosophila willistoni
Lineage: Eukaryota; Metazoa; Arthropoda; Insecta; Diptera; Drosophilidae
Gene: Fife
Product: regulating synaptic membrane exocytosis protein 1
Exons: 15
Coding region: 701-4780 (1359 amino acids)
Biological process (GO): positive regulation of synaptic transmission; regulation of membrane potential; regulation of synaptic plasticity
Cellular component (GO): presynaptic membrane; cytoskeleton of presynaptic active zone
Molecular function (GO): small GTPase binding; transmembrane transporter binding
Source: RefSeq, a predicted model, not a curated record